AGGCAAUGGAGGACGACGAAGAGGAGGGGGAGGGGAUUGCGCAGCAGGGAAUACAGCGACCGGUGAUGGACGGGGUCGUGACAGGGAUGGUGAGCAACCAGAUGCUGGAAGUGGUGAUGGGAUUGUCGUCCAAGGCCGAGGAGCAGCAAUCAUCGGCCCUGGGGAGAAUGCGCAGGAUCCUCCAGAGCGAUGGCGAUGGCGAUGGCGAUGGCGGGGGUGAGUUCUUGGUAGAUUAUGUGCUCGCGUCUCCCAAAUGCGUGGAGCUCAAGAAUGCGAUCGAGGCCGGGCCCAAAGCUCGCAUUGCCGUGUCCACUCUCGUGGUUCUUGCCGAGGUAUUUCGUCACCCGGCGGGAUUGAGAGAGAGAUCGAGCUCUUGUUCUUCCAGAGAUGGGGAAGAAGGGAAGAGAUCGCUGGCAGUGCAGCUCAGGCUCGACAAAUUCGCGCUGUGGAUCGUGCAAACGAAGCUCAGCGAUGUCUACUCGCAUCUCUCGUCGGGGCAGAGGAGUCGAGAGAACGGUGCUCUGUGUCUCAUGUCGGCGAUCGUGUCGCGAGGGAAGCUUAUCGCCAAGCAGGUAGCGUCCAAGUUUGAUUUCUCGCUGGAAGCUCUGAAGAAACUCGCCAGGAAUACAGCCAAGAGCAAGCAGCAAUCCUCGAUCGCUUCGUCUUCUUCCAAAGGUGACAACACUCUCAAGCUUCCAACUCGAGCUUUCUUCAUCGAUUUCGCUCUGUCGUUCUUGGUGGCGGGGGAUUCAGGUCUGCUCAGGUGGAUUCUCCAGAAACGCGUCCUCUACGCCGGAGUUCUCCACGGCCUCGCGAGCGAUGACGACGACACAGUCACUCGCGUGCUCUCCAUUUUCAAGCGAAAGGUGCUACACGCUUCUUCUUUGGUUCCGCAAGGCAUCCAAGUGGCUCUCUUUGGUGAUGCUUCCUUGGAGCAGCUCCAGAAGAUUACUGCUCGAGAGAGGCCAUCGGAAGCAGUGGAUGUCGCGCAGGAAAUUCUGCUGGCGGUUUGCACGGAUCCGAGGCAUGGGAUUUGUCCCAGUGGUUCUUCGUGGGACGAGUUUCACAAGAGUAGUGGACAGUAUGGAGGUGGAGCCGGGAGAUUGCUCAGGUUAAUGCUGAAGCUCAAGGCCUCAGAGCUGGAUACUCACAGGGAGCUUCUACUCGCUAUUGCAAAUGCCAGGCCACUGCUAGCGGCUGCUUACAUUGAUGCGUUUCCUUAUUCUUUGGAACCUCGGACGUCCACAACCUGGUUCUCCGCUAUGUCGCUUGUAUCUUCCUUGGUGAGAAUCGCAAAUGCCGAAACACCAUUCGACAGAUACUCUGGAACGGCACCUCCGUCAACUGAAUCGUCUGUAGUACAGAGCUGCCUUCGUCGGGUUUUGCCGCAAGCGUUUUCACGGCCAUUGGUCAACAGGGCCCUUCUUCACGACGACAGUAUGGUGACGCAUGCCUGUUUGAAGCUGUUGCUGGAAGUACUUGCGGUGCUGGAGAGGCUGCUGCAAGCCAUACAAAGUAGACGACAAGGCUCCGAGUUUUCAGAAGAUUGGAUGAAACUUGGAACCUACAUCCAAGACAAGGCGAGGACGGUCUUACCAGAUGGUCAGACUCUGGUAUCUGUGCAUUCCUCGUUUAAAAGCACCACAGGCUCCAAGAGGAAACGCGACGAUUCUCAUGAAGAUGGCGUGAAGAAGAGGUUGAAAUCUACCAGCGGCAUCGCAGUAAAGCUUGAGCACAAGGAAGCAAGCUUGACAAGAUUGAAGGAGAUAUGGGGAGAAGACUUUGCCGAAGAAGAAGAUGGCACGACCUUCUUGCAAGCUAAGCUACUCGAUGUCUUCCGUGCGUACUUGGUUGUUCUGCCUCUUGCGCUAAGAGACAUCAACUUCGAUCCUCUCAAGUUCGUACCAGAGGACGCGAAGUGCCUUAGUUCGUCUCAGCAGCACUCUCUUGUGGCACUGUUGCUGUUAGCAAGACGCUCAGGCGCGCUGGGGGAUGGUCUUUACACAAGUUCCAAGCUGCUGACCAGGCUAGUGGUAAGCUUGAAAACCGUUGAGUUACGCCAGAAAGCUCACGUUCUUCUGGACGAAGCGUUGCUCAGCACUGGUGCGUUUGAAAACAACCCGUACGAGAUCUCGGUUUGGCUUCACAACUUGCCUGGUUGGCCGAAUGGUAGCUUGGACGAGACCAUCGCUACAUUCCUGUGUGACCUGGUGCUGAACGUCGGGAGAAACCUCUACAAGUAUAUGGACCAGCUGCAUUCUCUACUCACGAAAGGAACUGGUGAUGAAUUUGGACCUUUGGUUGUCUGCUCAUUGGAUGCGUUCGUGCGUCUUGCCCGUCCUGAGGCCAAGAGCUUAAAGAUACCUCAAAAGGCAGCUAUAUCAGCUUACCUCGCGAAUGUUUUAGAUUUGCUUUUACAUUCUCAGGUGUACCCUCGCAGUUUGGCGAUGGUUAUCACGGCAAUGCUGAGCAGCAACUGUGAGCCAAAUGCGUGCGAGUGGACUGCGCUGAAACUGUUGCUGCGUUCACUUGCGGCUACUUCUGUUUCGGAAAGAAAGAAGAGUGUUUCCCGGAGGGAAACUUGUUCGUUUAGCAAGCUGCAAGAUCUCUUGGAAACGUGCCGCGAAGACGAGUCUACUCCAAGCGCCGUCAAAGCCUUUGCGUUUGCAAGGUCUUUGUAUUGCGUUCAUCCUACGGAGCUCAUCGCGAAUUUUCACCAGCUCCUGGAAGUAUUCAACGCUACCUUCGCCGGUGAUUUUACAGUUCUUAAGUCUCUUAUUGGAGCAUAUCCUGAAGUUUUAUCCGAGGUGCCAGACUUGUUUUCUGCGGACCCGGUCUCUAUGGAGACCGACGGUCACCAGGUACAUUUACUGUCUUCUCUACUUCGACAGUGCUCGUUCACGGUCCUGUUUCGGGCUGCGUGUUAUAACCAUGGGAAGUUCUUGAACGUCCCACUGAUGGAGAGUAUGCUGCUGGAAGCUAUAUCACGCUUAUCGGACGCCGAAGUUAUAAUUUCCAUUCGAAUGCUCUUGCAUAGUAUCAACGACGAGUAUGCCCGGGGGUCAAGGCAGUACGACGCUCUUUUUAAGUUGCUGGGAGCAAUGGUAGCCUUGAGCCAGAGACUACAACCGGGUGACAUGGAGCAACUAGCGAAAGACGUCUUCUCUCAUCCCGUGAUCAGUGUCCAGUUUCUAUCAAAGGAGACGCAAAUCCAGGAGCAGCUUCAGUGGAAAAUCUGUCCUUCAGCUGGCCAUGACGAGCUAAAACAGAUGAUGGGAACUUUUAUGAAGUCGCUACAUCCGCUAAACUAUCACGUUCUUCUCUUGCUCGAACUCUUGUUAUCACACUCCGGGGACUCCUUACGUAGUUAUUGCGAGGUUCUGACUCAACGAGCUACGGAAACAUUCAUCGCAGAGCUGGAAGAAAGUCUUUCCGAAGGGAAACAAGUCGUCCCUUCGGCAUCACUGUUGUUUAUCUCGACCCUGGCGCCGUAUCUCAACCGGGACUUGUUCGUGAGGCUCAUGGAUGCGGUCCUAAGCAAAGUGGUUUCCAAAACUACGUCCGGAGAAAAAUCGUCGUUGCCCGAGAUGGUUUCGUAUCAGCUGGUGGCCUUUUAUCUUUCGAGCAUUGGCUUUCAAAAGUGUCAAGACUCAUCGGAGGACAGGCGGUGGUAUGAAAGUCAUGGAGAUCUGCUCGCUCAAAUAUUCAAUGCAACUCUCGAGCUUGCCAUGGUAUCGUCGCUGGAGAUUGCGAGUUCGUGCCUCCUUAUGGCUAUGAAGGUUCUUCUGCCAACGAAACUCCUGGCAGCGAUCGUACCUGUAGAAGUCUUGCACUGCAGCAUGCGAAACGCAAGCAGAGUGAAAGCUGAGAUUGUCACUCAUCUCGUGCGAGAGAACCCGGUGAUGAUGGUGGAGUUUGGACGUCGGGUGGCUGGCUUGAGUUUGGAAACAGCAGAGCAAGGAUCUAAUGUCUCGGAAAGCGAUCUUCUGCAACUUCUACCGGCGGCUUGGCACUUUCUCGAGAACUCCAGAAGUUUCAAAGGCUGCAGUGAAGACAUCGGCAUUCAGUUUAGCAAGGUCUACGGUGAUCUUCUCGCGAAGCGUUUUAUCGACUGGGAUACUACUUCCGGCGUCUGGGAUCAAGGUGAAGAGCACUAUGAGAAGUCUUUUCUCGCGACCAGCGUGAGCGUCUUGGAUCUAGCAGCUGACAUCCGUCCUCUUCAAGCGAAGCAGAAGUCUCGUAUACUUCGUUCACUGUUACACGAUACAACGGUGCUUGACACGGCCUCAUCGUUUCCAAGCUUGACAAACAGGCUGGUUGCCAAAGCUAGUUUGGUGAGGAUUCUACUUCUUCAACACGAGCAGGGUGAUGAAUCAUCGACUUCCGAGGUGUUGACAUUCAUCUCCGUCUCUCUUUCAACGAUGGCUGCGGUCUACAAGCAGUUCGAUGGCAAGCAAGAUGAAGAUAGUAGAAGUUUGGUGUUCCUCGAAGAACGCCUCCUUGGCGCCUGCUCUGACGCAGUGGAGCGGCUUUUAGCUGCCAGCUCGGGGCUCGUAUACAAGUCGAUCAAAAAGAUGGCGAAGACGCUUUUACGCUUCAGGUUUGGCAAGAUCGAGGCAAUGCGAGCGCUUCAACGAGUGUUUGUGAAGCUGCUGGAGAUGUUUAAAGCGGAGGACGGUGCACAGAUUCGCAAGCUGGUUACAGACGUUAUGGACUUCGUGACGGGUCAUUCGCAGUUUGUCCAGGCGUUGCUGGCGAAGAGUAAAGCGAGAGGCACUGCGCUUACUGAAAUACCGUCAAUUCUUUCGCUAUUUAACGACCGGGGAAGUGAGGGUGAGGUGCCAAUCGCGGUCUCGGAGGAAGAGGCGAGGUUUCAUAUCGUCAGACUGCUGCGGGUGCUCUACGCGUUCCGAGUUCGUCACAGAGAACACUUCAGUGUCGGGGAGGCUUCGAGGCAGACUUCAAUGGAGCUGGAAUCGCUUCUCUUGGUAGCCUACGGUGCAACUUUAAGCACUCUCGACCAGGAGAUAUUCUGUUUGAUGCACGAGAUCGAGACUUCAGAAGGUGACGGGUUCUCGGGAAUGAGCGAGAUGGAUUAUCUCUGGGGUGACGCUGCUCUGGAGAGGCGGAGAGACAAGACGGAGAGUGGCGGUGAAGAUUUAGUCCAGGAAAGCCUCGAGGAGAUGCGAAAACGUAGGUUCAAGGAGGAUCUUGCGCUGAAUCUGAGGAUGUGUGGCCUCACGGCGUUGCACUUUCCCAUGAAGAGAGACAUGUGGACUCCAGAAACUGUCCAGGUAUUUGAUGAUUCUCGACAAGAAGAGAACGCGGAAGUUUACGACCCAGCGUUUAUCUUGCCGUUCGCAAUGCAUGCUCUCUCUGUGGGAUGCAUCGAUGCUGAGGAGUUUGUACGGUCGGGUUUCCUUGCGAUUGCGUUUGCGAGUAUGAGCUCCAGUUUGGAAGCCAUGCGAAAAUAUGGCUACGAGCUCCUCGUGGCAUUUAGCACGCAUCUUGAGGUGCAGAGUUUUAAAGGAAAGUCCCAGAUAAACACACUGCUCGUGUUUAUGAAGAACGCUAUCAGUCAACCAUGGCAACGGAUACCAUCCGUAAUCUCUUUGUUUGCAGCCGAAGCCUCCUGCAUUUUAUUGCAUCCUGAAAGUCCAAACUACGUUGUUGUUAAUCGGUUUAUACUGCGAUCCCCCAGCAUAGAUUUACAGGCCAUUCCUCUUUUCCAAACUAUGUUUACAAGCGGAAGCACAAAUUCUCGCGGCGAGAGAAACUGGAUUGUGAAGCUGCUGAUUGCAGGGCUUGUUUCAUCGGCGGACGCUCUUAUCUAUCGUCGGCAGUUUGUAGCUGAGAUACUGAUGAGCUUUUGCACGUCGGCAAUGGCAGAUAUCUCUGCUCAGCAAUGGACUUUGAAGGUCUUAAAGAGAGCUGCUGCAAUAUCUUCGUUCGCGAAAAGCCUUAUAAAUAACACUGGUCUGCUUUCGUGGCUUGCUUCUUUAGCAAUCACCUCUUUGAGUGCACCAUCUAUCAAUUCCGAGGACGGAGAUGCAAAAUCGUCUUUUCAGGUUAUUGAGCUGCUUCUGUCAAGUAGGGGAAUCGAAACUCUUCUACUCGCCGAGGGCACUGAAGAGCUCUCAAAAGUCGCGUCAAUGCUCCUCCAUUUCGUCAGCACAGUGACUCCAACGUCCUGGGACGUGUGUGGCAAGCCUUUGUUUCGAAUCGUAAACACCGCGUUGAGGCUCUCACAGCGAAGAAACAAAUACCAGUCGGCUUUCAACUUGUCCUGGCGAUGUCUGCACGACAUAGCACAAAGCGUCCAAGCAGAACCUUUCUUGAGCGACAGGGAAACUAGACUCGGCGCGCUCGAGUGCUUGUUGCGAUGUCCACCACCUGAAGCGCGUGAGACACAGGAUCACGAAAGCUUCUGCUCGAUCACGAGGUGGGCAACGAGUGAAUUAAAUGGCACCGAGUCGAUCGCUCCCGUAUUUUUCCGCUGGUGUUCGUCAGCGGUGAUCCUCGGAUCAGUGCCAGAAAACGAACAACGAGGUUUUACGUCUUGGUGGUCUCUUUUCACGUACUUGAACGCUAAGAGAGCUUGCCUUCCUUCUUUCGAGCCGAUGCUUCCCAGGCUUUUGUUGUCCGUGAGUUACGACGGUGACGCGGGAAUGGCUGGCCUGGUAAAUGUUCUGCUGGUGGUUCUUUCUCGCCUCUCUAGAGAAAGGGAGGAUGAUGCUAAUCAGCGGUGGAUUCCAGACGAGAUGUAUAACGAGCUGAAAGUUGUCUUGAGCGAGUUGCCGUGUCCGGAAGAAUUGCAUCCUCUUUGGCGAUGGGGAUAUCACAGAGCAUGGUCAUCCAAAGAGCAUGACGGUGAAGUUUAUAGAGCAGUGCUGACACUUUUGCAGAGAUUUUAUGCUAGUCCGGCAAGACAAAUCUCGCAGCUGGAAGCGAGCUGGAAGAUUUGAAAAGGGAGUGGCUCCGAACAGAAAGUGGCCAUCUUCAGCGAUGCAGGUGGAAAACUUUCAUUCGUUUUUAUUCUUUUUUUCUACAGUUAUUGGAGAUUUUGCAGAUCGUAGAUAUAAUCUUUGCUCUUCUACCAACCAGUAAAGAGAACUCUCUCUGAUUGGUAGGUUCUAAUUGAUCGCCCAGGCAUUGGGCCUUUUCUUUUCUUUAAGGUCUGUCUUUAAGCCAUGCAGGUAAUGAAACUGCACAAUUGGUUAGUUGUGUCAAUCUAGCACCGUGUUUUGCACCAACAUUGGAGCUUAUCUUCCCUUUAGGGGGACUGCUGCAAAGCGAUCCUGUCUGGAUUUUAUGGUGGAAUGUCACCACAGAUCUUCCUCUCGCA
Molecule: messenger RNA, 7345 nt
Organism: Selaginella moellendorffii
Lineage: Eukaryota; Viridiplantae; Streptophyta; Lycopodiopsida; Selaginellales; Selaginellaceae
Exons: 13
Coding region: 6-6965 (2319 amino acids)
Biological process (GO): maturation of 5.8S rRNA from tricistronic rRNA transcript (SSU-rRNA, 5.8S rRNA, LSU-rRNA); maturation of LSU-rRNA from tricistronic rRNA transcript (SSU-rRNA, 5.8S rRNA, LSU-rRNA)
Cellular component (GO): nucleolus
Source: RefSeq, a predicted model, not a curated record